Paramecium sonneborni is the source of this 1170-nucleotide messenger RNA. The record is from the annotation of a GenBank genome assembly. NCBI's taxonomy places the organism in Eukaryota, Ciliophora, Oligohymenophorea, Peniculida, Parameciidae.
AUGUAAAUUAGAUAUCACUUAUAAAGCACAGAGAAUUUUUUAAAUGAAUAAGAAUCGACAGAGUAGUAAACUUUAGAAGAGGAAGUUGACCAGUGGAACAACAUCAAAUGCAAAUUAGAAAAAACAAAAAUUCAAAUCAACUUUACUAAUGAUCAUAAUAUCAUAUAUAAAAAAGAUGGAACAAUUAUCAGAUAGUAAUAUUAUUUAAAAUAAAACAAAGAGAAUAAGUUCAUAAUGCUCUCGGAAAACAAGAAAUACUGCAUAAUAUGGAUUAAAUCAAAAAUCUUUUUUGGAGCAAAAAAUAUGAUGGCAAAUGGAUUGUUUUUUAGCAUAAUGAAAUCUUAGAGAAUAUUGGUGGAUACUGUAAAGUAGGGUAAAAGCAAGGAUUAUGGAAAGACUUAUUCCGAAAUUAUUGGAAGUAAUUUAUUACUUUAUAAAUAGUUGGGCACAAAUUUUAGAAUCUGGAGAAUAUUAAAAUUGCUUUAGAAUUGGUAAUUGGAAUUAUAUUUGUUAGGAUAAGAAGACGUAAUUUUUUAUUUAUUUUUUAGAGGUGGAGGGUUCUACAAUUAGGAUGGUAAAAAGUAAGGUAAGUGGAUUGAGCUGGAUGAAGGGUUUUAUAAGUGGAAAUAAGUUAUUUAUAAAGGUGAAUACAAUAAGAAAGGUUUGAGGAUAGGUAUAUGGGAUAUUAUGUAUUGCAAAUAAGGAGAAUUGAUUUAUAAAUAAUUGUAAAUAUGAGGAAUUAUGUUUUAGUGGAGGAGGGUCAUAUGAUUUAAAAGGAAGUUAGAUAAAGAUUGGAAAAUGGGUUGAAUUAGAUGAAGGAUUUUAUAAUUUGAAAUAAGCCACAUAUCAUGGUGAAUAUGAUAUGAAAGGCAUGAAGGUAGGUAAAUGGGAUAUUAUGCAUUGUUUAAGGGAGGAAAUAGAAUAUAAAUAAAUGUAAAUAAUAUAUAAGUAUAAGAAAUAUAAUAUGUGCUCAGUGGGGGUGGAUCAUAUGAUUAAGAAGGAAGUGAGAAAAAAAUUGGAAAGUGGAUAGAGUUGGAUGAAGAGUUUAAUGAUUGUCUAUAAAUUAUCUAUAAUGGAGAUUAUAAUAAGAAAGGUAUCAAAGUAGGAAAAUGGGCAAUUAUUGAUUUUGAGUCAAAACAAAAAUUGCGAGAAGUAAAUUACGAUAAUUGA